Messenger RNA from Salvia splendens (bonfire salvia), 1569 nucleotides. RefSeq lists its product as uncharacterized. The coding region runs from base 1 to 1569 and encodes 522 amino acids. NCBI's taxonomy places the organism in Eukaryota, Viridiplantae, Streptophyta, Magnoliopsida, Lamiales, Lamiaceae. The record is from RefSeq and is a predicted model, not a curated record. The transcript has a single exon.
AUGGCGGAGAACAUUGAUUUUAGGGGCAAAUCCACAGAUGACCCUAACAAGCAUAUCACCAAGUUCAUUCAGAUUUGCAACACAACAAAGAUGAAUGGAGUGACAGAUGAGCAGGUUCGACUAAGGCUGUUUCCUUUCUCUUUAGAGGAUUCAGCAAAGGAUUGGUUGGAGAGUUUGGAGCCAGGAUCAAUUAGAACAUGGGAUGCUAUGGUGGAAAAAGUUUUGGAGAAAUUCUACCCCCCUAGUGAAGCUAUAAAGAGACAACACGAGAUCAUUGCCUUUCAGAUGACUCCUACAGAGAAUAUCAGAGACGCAUGGGGGAGGUUUAAAUCUUUGAUGAAACGGUAUCCCAACCAUGGGUUAACCCCGACAGUCCAAGUUAUUACAUUUUUCAAGGGAUGUGUGCCUGAAGCACAAAGGGAAUUGAACUUGAGCUCAGGCGGUAAUUUUCUCAAGAAAGGAGUGAAUGAAGCCAUGGAAGUAAUAGAGGAGCUUGCAUCUAAUGACGAAGGAUGGAGCAACGAAAGGAGUAAGGUGCAUAGGGUAGCGUCUACUACAGAUCAUGAUCCUAUGAGUGCCCUAUCCGACAAGUUGGAUGCGCUGACUAUGAAAUUUGACUGCAUUGCAAUGGGGGACGUGAACUAUGUGAAUCAAGGGGACAACAACCGGCACUUCAAUAAUCACCGCCCCAACUUUCAGGGUGGAGGAUAUAAUCAGUUCGGGAAUAAAUGGCAUCCCAAUCUCUCUUAUGGAAACCCAAAUAAUGCUCUGCAACCACCCCCGGGGUUCACAGUUACUGAUGGAGUGGUUAAUGAUCCGAAGAAGAUGACCACGGAAGACAUACUCAAGUCUUUCAUGCUACAGUCCAACAAGCUCAUGGAGCAGAACAAUCAAAGGAUGGAGAAGGUUGAGACAAAUGUGCAAAGCAUGGCCACUCAUCUGAAGAACAUCGACACACAGAUCAGCCAGAUUUCCCAGCAAGUGAGUACUAUUACUCAAUCGGGAAAAUUCCCUUCGAACACCAUCAUAAAUCCCAAAGAAUCCAAAGCUGUGCAUCUAAGGAGUGGCACUGUUUAUGAAGCUCCCUCACUGCCUGCGACCACAUCUGAUACCGUUCUUGAGCCCAAGGCUGCCGUGGCAGAGAAGGAAAAGGAGGCUGAAAAGGAGAAUACUGGCACCACUUCUGGAGUAAAGGUGCCAUUCCCGCAGGUACUGAAUCAGAAGAAGAAGAAAGAUGAGCAGUUCACUCGAUUUCUGGACAUCUUCAGAAAGGUGCAUGUGAACAUUCCUUUGAUCGAGGCACUGCAGCAGAUGCCUAAGUACGCUAAGUUUCUGAAUGAGGUGAUAGCCCAGAAGACCAGUUGGGGGCAGAUUGACACUAUUAAUCUAACUGAAAAUUGCAGUGCUCUGCUGCAAAGGAAACUGCCUGCCAAGCUGAAGGAUCCUGGAAGUUUCACUGUCGACUGCCUCAUUGGGGGCUAUAAGGUGGAGAAUGCUCUCUGCGAUCUAGACGCGAGCAUUAAUCUAAUGCCACUAUUGGUGUUCAAGCAAAUGAACAUUGGUACUUAG